CUGAGGGGCAGUUCUCUACCCCACGUCAAGCUGAUGGAGGGGCAAAUCUCCCCCAAGAUGCCCCGCGUCGGACCGCCCAGGAGGAGAGCUCGCAGCUUCUGUGACGGCUGGUUUCGGGCUGUCGCGGGGAUCGAAGACGUGAAUGGAUGGCUAUGGGACGAGAAUGUCUUCGGUCACUUGCCAGCCCAGCCAUUGUCACGCGUAGCGAGGCCCAAGCAAAAGCCGCUUUAUUAAUCCAGGCGAGCUGAGGAGAGUCGGAGGCCCAAGGAGUCGGAGGAGCCCACCGUUCACAGGAGCUGCUGCAAGUUUAAAUGCCCACGGUCUGCCCCUCCAUCACCUCAUACGUAGUUCUCCUUUCUCCUGUUCUUCCCAUCUCCAGCCUGUCUUCUUCGUCUUCUUCUAUACCCUACUUUCACGUUAAGAUACCCAAACACCUUCCCAAUGGCUGCUGAGCGUAACGAACCCCUCCGUCUGGGCACCAUUGCCCCCAACUUCCAGGCCGAGACCACCAAGGGUCCCAUUGACUUCCAUGAGUUCAUUGGCGACAACUGGGUCAUCCUCUUCUCCCACCCCGAGGACUACACGCCCGUCUGCACCACCGAGCUUGGUGAGAUGGCCCGCCUCGAGCCUGAGUUCUCCAAGCGCGGCGUCAAGCUCAUCGGUCUCUCUGCCAACACCCUCGGCAGCCACGAGGGCUGGAUCAGCGACAUCAAGGACGUCACCGGCUCUCAGGUCAACUUCCCCAUCAUUGCCGACAAGGAGCGCAAGGUCGCCUACCUUUAUGACAUGAUCGACUACCAGGACACCACCAACGUCGAUGAGAAGGGCAUUGCCUUCACCAUCCGCUCCGUCUUCUUCAUCGACCCCAAGAAGACCAUCCGCUGCAUCCUCUCCUACCCCGCCUCCACCGGCCGCAACAGCGCCGAGAUCCUCCGUGUCAUCCAGUCCCUCCAGACCGGUGACAAGCACAAGGUCACCACCCCCAUCAACUGGGUCCCCGGUGAUGAUGUCAUUGUCCACCCCAGCAUCAAGGGCGACGAGGCCACCAAGCUCUUCCCCAACCUCCGUGCCGUCAAGCCUUACCUCCGUUUCACCCCUCUCCCCGAGAUUGACUAAAUGGGAUCGCGGACGGAGAAGGAUAUGGUGUGGUGUUUAGGAUGGGGCGAUGAUAUCAGAACGUUACGCAUAUAAUGAGGUCAAAGAAAAAGUCGGCGCCGAUUUGAAAAGGUCAGGGAUUGUUGACAGGCGUUUGAAUGGGCAGGGAACAGGGACCAAAGGGAAUUCUUCUGGCGGAGCUUCUAUGGAAGCUAUUUGCGUAAUCUAGGCCGUUGUUGAGAUGUAGCUAGCAAACAUGAGCAAUAUGAGCCUUUUUAAACUCCAGUUCUUUGUUAGUGGAAAUUGUAAUUGUUUCUGUCUGCCUUAAACCAUCAAGGUCCU
Podospora pseudocomata is the source of this 1437-nucleotide messenger RNA. RefSeq names its product peroxiredoxin 1 (gene PRX1). The coding region runs from base 442 to 1116 and encodes 224 amino acids. Gene Ontology annotation, biological process: cell redox homeostasis; cellular oxidant detoxification; cellular response to oxidative stress. Gene Ontology annotation, cellular component: cytosol; mitochondrion. The record is from RefSeq and is a predicted model, not a curated record. Gene Ontology annotation, molecular function: peroxiredoxin activity. Lineage: Eukaryota; Fungi; Ascomycota; Sordariomycetes; Sordariales; Podosporaceae. The transcript has 3 exons.